GGUAUUUCACUGAAAAUAUAGUAAGCCGAAACCCAAAUAAGUAUGAACCCUCGUCUAUGCUCCAAAUGCAAACCCUCUUCAACACCCUCUUGAGGCUUGAACCCUCGCAUCACCUGAAAACCAUCGCUAUUCGAAGAUUUAUUCUCAAUUCCGUGCUUAGCAGAUUCAUAAUCUGUAUGAUGAGAUAAUCAAUCCACAAAAUUUGGUUGAAUUGAACCAAGAACAUGGUUUCGAAGCAAUCCGGCAAGGAAAAUGAGGAUGCUGGUGCCGAUGCUGAUGUAGAUGCUGGUGUGGUUUCUUCUCCCAGGCCAGUUCGAACAAGCGACAGGCUUCGAAAAAGGCCCAAAUCGUACAACCGGUAUGUAAUGUUUCCGAAGUCGAAACGAAGCAAGACGAAAACGAGAACCGCUGCUUCUCAGAUUGCCAAGAUGUUAAACACCAGACAGAACAACUCGGAUUCUGUUCUAGCAACCCUUCGUCGUUCCACAAGACAAAGAAGAGUUUCUGUAAACCUGGACGCCUACACAGACAGCACUGGAACAGAAGACAACGACCUAAUGGGUCCAAAUCCAAAGUACAGAAGUUCCAGGAGUCGAAAUAACAGCAGCAACAGGCAUAAAGAGAAGCUGCUUCCUCGACGUGAAGGACUUAGACCUCGUCAUUCCAAUUCAGGUCCAAGAGGACAACUCAUUCUUGAAUCCGAAGAUGAUGAAAGAGAGAAUUACGAAGAGAAUAAUAAUAAUGACGAAAACGGACAUGAGAAUGGGAAUAAUGAGAUGGAGGAAGAAGAUGGUGAUGAUGAAGAAGAAGAAGAAGAAGAAGAAGAGGAAGAAGAAGAAGAAGAAGAAGAAGAGGAACAAGAAGAGGGUAGAAGAAGAUACGAUCUCAGAAACCGUUCAGAGGUUCGAAGACUCGAAGAGAGUAGCGGUAAACAAAGAGCAAGAUCUCCCCGAAGGGUACUUCAACAAGGGGUAAAAUUGUCAAAACACAAUCGUGAUGUUAGAAGAGGUGGAUCCGGAUCAUCCCGCGUCCAUAAACGCCACCGUAUCUCAAGAGCCACCGAAGACUCUGACGAUUCUCUCCUUGUCGACGAGCUAGACCAAGCCAUGCCAAUGCCAUGGUCACGAGGGGCAAAUCGGUCAUUUCCACCACCAUGGCUGUUAGGCGGACCCGACAUGCACGGUUCAUUAAACAUCGCAGCAUCCGGUUGGGGUCAAAGUCAACCCUCUGAUGUAUUGUCCAGCCUGGCAUCCGGUGUACAAACCGCGGGCCCCAGUUCGAAAGGUGGGGCCGACAUCCAACCUUUACAAGUAGACGAAACCGUAAGUUUCGAUGACAUAGGCGGGCUUUCCGGUUACAUCGAUGCGUUAAAAGAAAUGGUGUUUUUCCCGCUUUUGUACCCUGAUUUUUUCGCUAAUUACCAUAUUACCCCUCCCAGAGGAGUCCUCCUCUGCGGGCCACCUGGCACCGGGAAGACAUUAAUCGCGCGUGCUUUAGCCUGUGCUGCUUCAAAAGCCGGACAGAAAGUGAGUUUCUACAUGAGGAAAGGAGCCGAUGUGCUUUCCAAAUGGGUAGGUGAAGCCGAAAGACAACUGAAAUUGCUGUUUGAAGAAGCACAAAGAAACCAACCUUCGAUUAUAUUCUUCGAUGAAAUUGACGGACUUGCCCCUGUGAGGUCAAGCAAACAAGAACAGAUUCACAACUCCAUUGUUUCAACUCUUCUUGCAUUAAUGGAUGGUUUGGAUUCAAGAGGACAAGUGGUUUUAAUCGGGGCAACAAACCGGAUCGAUGCGAUUGAUGGAGCAUUGAGAAGACCCGGUAGAUUUGAUCGUGAAUUUACCUUCCAAUUACCUGGUUUGGAUGCACGUGUUGAAAUUCUAGACAUUCAUACAAGAAAAUGGAAACAGCCACCUGUACAGGAGUUGAAAUUGGAGCUUGCUGCAAGCUGUGUAGGGUAUUGUGGAGCUGAUUUGAAAGCUCUUUGUACUGAAGCUGCUAUACGUGCUUUUCGUGAAAAAUACCCUCAGGUUUACACCAGUGAUGAUAAGUUCUUAAUAGAUGUUGAAUCUGUUGAGGUUGAAAAGAAGCAUUUUAUGGAAGCCAUGUCAGCAAUUACACCUGCUGCACAUAGAGGUUCCGUUGUGCAUUCCAGACCUUUAUCGCCAGUUGUAUCGCCAUGUCUGCAAAGACAUUUACAGAAUGCCAUGAGGGUUAUAUCCGAUAUCUUUCCUGUUCUUGAAAUUUCAUCUGAAUCUAGUAAAUUUUCCAUGGUUGUUUCCGGUUUUGCCCUUCCUCUUGUGUACAGACCUAGGCUUCUGUUGUGCGGGAUUGAGGGCGCUGGGCUGGAUCAUUUGGGACCUUCUAUUUUACAUGAACUGGAAAAGUUUCCUGUUCAUGCCCUUGGACUUUCUUCUCUUUUAUCUGAUCCAAGUGCUAAAACACCAGAGGAAGCUUUGGUUCAUGUUUUUGGUGAAGCAAGGAGAACUACACCUUCCAUACUCUAUUUACCUCAAUUUCAUCUUUGGUGGGAAAAUGCACAUGAUCAACUCAGGGCUGUGUUAUUGACUUUAUUAGCAGAAUUGCCAUCAGAUUCUCCCAUAUUACUACUUGGAACAUCAUUUGUUCAGCUUGAUGAGCUUGAUGGGGAUCCCUCUUCUGUAUUCCCUUCAAGUAGCAUAUAUCAGGUGGAUAAACCAAUAACAGAGGAUAGAAGUUUGUUUUUUGAUCAUUUGAUAGAAGCUGCUUUUUCGAUACCAUCAGAGGGAGGGGCAAAAAAGUCAAAAAAAUCAGCUGCUGUUCCUGAACUGAGUAAGGCACCAAAGGUGGACACUGGCCCAAAAGUGUCUGAAUUAAAAGCUAAAGCUGAGGCUGAAGGUCAUGCUCUUAGGAGAUUACGAAUGUGCCUACGUGAUGUUUGCAAUAGGGUUUUGUAUGAUAAAAGGUUCAGUGCCUUUCACUAUCCAGUGUUGGAAGAAGACGCCCCUGACUAUCAUGCAGUUAUUCAGAAGCCUAUGGACAUGGCUACCCUUCUACAACGUGUUGAUGCUGGCAAGUACAUAACUUGCAAAGCCUUUUUGGAAGAUUUUGAUCUCAUUUUAGCAAACGCAAAGAUAUAUAACAGGGACGAUUACAAUGGAGCUAGGAUUGUCAGUAGAGCUUACGAACUUCGAGAUUCAGUGCAUGGGAUGUUAUCGCAGAUGGACCCCGCAUUGGUGAGUUAUUGUGAAAAAAUAGCUGAAAAUGGGGGCCCACUGACUCUACCUGAAGAAAUUGGUGGAUCUGUUCCUGUUGCUCAGAUGGCAACAACCACCAUGACAAGGGCAAGUGCUCGUCUAAGGAAUGUCCAGCCAGAAGUCAAUGUGGAUCAGAGCUAUGAAGUCAUAGCACUCAAACGACCAAAGAAAAUUCUCGAUCCUUCACAUCCAGGUUCGACACCAGAUGAAGGAUCUCAACCACAAGAACAACCGGUAGUUGAUCAAGCCGAUCCGAAUCCCGCAAGUCCACCUCCCGAAUCCAUCGAAGUCGACGCAAAUCCAGACGAAAUUAGCGAGUCAAAGUCAAAGUCAACAGACACAGUUAUGUCGGAUGUGGAAACGGAAACGAAAAUCGAGUCGAUUAAAAAGCUUUUGUUGGAUCGAACAACUGAUUACGGGGUCCCACAGAUGGAAAGGCUGUAUACGCGAAUAGUAAAAGGUGUUUUUGGGUUGAAAAUUGUGGAUCAGGAUGAUUUUAAGCCUCCGGUUUUGGAGUUUUUGUUGGGGUUUGUUGAAAACGAGGCUAAUUUUUGAUGGGAUUUGAUUUUGGUUUCUUUCUUUUAAGGUUGGUAGAUUUUUUUUUUUUUUUAAAAAGUUUUAAAGGAUUUUGGUAGAAUCUGAAUUUGAACUUUGGUUAUUUGGG
Molecule: messenger RNA, 3897 nt
Organism: Lactuca saligna
Lineage: Eukaryota; Viridiplantae; Streptophyta; Magnoliopsida; Asterales; Asteraceae
Source: the annotation of a GenBank genome assembly